CCGGCGCGCACGCAGCAGACACGGAGAGCGCGGAGCCGAGUUCAACACACGCACCAGAGUCCACCUCUUGGAUUCUAGUCCACCUCUUGGAUUGCAGUUCACCUCUUGGACGACUCGAGUGUUCCACCCCUUGGAUUCUACUCCGACCCCUCAGAAGACUCCGCGAGUCCAUCCCUCGUCACCCCCCCGACCCACUCACCUCCACCCCCCCACCCACCCACCCCCACCGACUCCCACGCCGCCGCCAUGAGCGACGCGGGCGUCGUGGUGGUGCAGGGUGGACGAGUGGUGAACGCGGAGCACUCGGAGCAGGCGGACGUGCUCAUCGAGGGCGGCGUGGUGCGCGCGGUGGGGCCGGCGCUGCCCGUGCCGCCCGGCGCGCGCCUCGUGCGGGCGCACGGCCGCCUCGUGCUGCCCGGAGGCAUCGACCCGCACACGCACAUGGAGCUGCCCUUCAUGGGCACCCGCGCCGUCGACGACUUCUACCACGGCACCAGGGCUGCCCUGGCUGGAGGCACCACGAUGAUCGUGGACUUCGUCCUGGGGGCUCGGGGCAUCUCUCUGCUCGACGCGUUCCGCACGUGGCGAGGCUGGGCCGACCCCAACGUGUGCUGCGACUACUCGCUGCACGUGGGCGUCACGUGGUGGAGCGAGCAGGUGAGCGAGGAGAUGGGGGUGCUGGUGCGUAGCGAGGGGGUCAACUCCUUCAAGGCGUUCAUGGCCUACAGGGAGGCGUUCAUGCUGCGCGACCCCGAACUCUUCUCCGUGUUCCGUCGCUGCAAGGAGCUCGGCGCCAUUGCGCAAGUUCACGCCGAGAACGGAGACCUCAUCGCCGAGGGCGAGAAGGAGAUGCUGGAACGCGGCAUCACGGGGCCCGAAGGCCACGAGCUGUGCCGGCCCGAGGUGGUGGAGGCCGAGGCCACGAACCGGGCCAUCACGAUCGCGGGGCGCGCGCGCUGCCCGCUCUACGUGGUGCACGUGAUGAGCAAGGCGGCCGCCGGCGUCAUCGCGCGCGCGCGCAGGGCAGGCCAGGUGGUGUUCGGGGAGCCGAUCGCGGCCGGCCUGGGCACGGACGGCACCCACUACUGGCACCGCGACUGGCGCCACGCGGCCGCCUACGUCAUGGGGCCCCCGCUGCGGCCGGACCCGACCACGCCAGGAUACCUCAUGGACCUCCUCGCCAACGACGACCUCUCGACCACGGGCACGGACAACUGCACGUUCAAUGCGUGCCAGAAAGCGAUGGGCAAGGACGACUUCACCAAGAUCCCCAACGGCGUCAACGGCGUGGAGGACCGCAUGUCCGUCAUCUGGGAGCGCGGCGUGCACAGCGGCAAGAUGGACGAGAACCGCUUCGUGGCCGUGACGAGCACCAACGCCGCCAAGAUCUUCAACCUCCACCCGCGCAAGGGCCGCAUCGCGCCGGGCUGCGACGCUGACCUCGUCGUGUGGGACCCCAACGCCACCAGGACCAUCUCGGCGCGCACCCAUCACCAGGCCGUGGACUUCAACAUCUUCGAGGGCAUGGAGUGCCACGGCGUGGCCGACGUCACGAUAUCGCGGGGCCGCGUCGUCUGGGAGGGGGGCGUCCUGGCCCCGGACCUGCGGGGAACGGGCCGCUACGUGCCGCGGGCUGCCUUCCCCGACUACGCGUACCAGCGCAUACGCGCGCAGGACCAGGUGAACCAACCGCGCGCCGUGGAGCGGGAGCCGUACCAGGGGCCCGUGUUAUCACCGGACGCGUGACCCGACGCUCCGACAACACCGCAACCCCCGCGACUGCGGAAUCAAGGCGGUGGGAGUCGCCGCCUCCUCUCUGCUCCUCCCUGCGGCACCGGGCGACCGGGUGGCCCAGCUGUCGGGGUCACACUUACCGCCCUCGGUAGUGGCGUUUGCCUAUCCAUUGCUGUCCUCUGUUUUUGCUUUUGAAAUUUUGGUGGUUCGGGUCACCGUUGUAAAUGAGACUUUCAUCCUGGUCUCUUUGAGACUUCUCAUCUGGUUAAACAAAUACAUUGCACUUGGGUCGUUUGGGCCCAGGCUGAGCGACGCAGAGAAGGGGAGGUGGGAGAGAAAUUACAUGCCAUGCCGAUGCAGACCACGCUACACGAGACCUAAUAUGGAUCUGGGGAUAAGGAGGUGCAAACUCCUGGCUCCCCGAGACGACGAUUCAGUCACUUCAGCGAUUUCAAUAAAUCAACACAGCCGAGUA
Messenger RNA from Lethenteron reissneri (Far Eastern brook lamprey), 2209 nucleotides. Its product is annotated as dihydropyrimidinase-like. The record is from RefSeq and is a predicted model, not a curated record. Gene Ontology annotation, biological process: pyrimidine nucleobase catabolic process. Gene Ontology annotation, cellular component: cytosol; cytoplasm. Lineage: Eukaryota; Metazoa; Chordata; Hyperoartia; Petromyzontiformes; Petromyzontidae. Gene Ontology annotation, molecular function: dihydropyrimidinase activity.